Molecule: messenger RNA, 4838 nt
Organism: Paramuricea clavata
Lineage: Eukaryota; Metazoa; Cnidaria; Anthozoa; Malacalcyonacea; Plexauridae
Source: the annotation of a GenBank genome assembly
AUGUCGCAUUUGCUGGAAGAACACAGCAAAAGAAAGCUACAUUGGCAAUUAAAAGUAAGUGCUGAAGCCCUUCUCACUUAUGUUAGACAGCAAGCGGAUUUAUUUAAUAACAAUAUAUACAAUUAUGAAGCGAUUGGCCGCUGCCUACAAACGCGGGCGCAAAAUGUCUCAUAUUUCCGGUAAUCGGGAGGCACUUCAUGAUUCAAGUCAAGUUUGAUGCGCUGAAUUCCAAAAUUGAUGGUAAGGUCUCGUUUUCAUGCAUUUUUCAUACAUGAAAACAGUAAACAUUUGAAAAUUGUUUUUGAUAUUUCGACUAGGUUUUAGCUUUCAUCAGGCAUGAUGAGAGUACUAUAUAUCAUAUAUUGGGUAUGUACAGCUAUUUCAAUUAACUUAAGGUUUUCCCGAGCAAAGCCGGGAAAAGUCGAAUACGAGCGCAUAAAGGCUUGCUGGGAAUCGCUAAGAAAUUAAUGAUUUUUUUAGUGAUUCCCAGCAAGCCUUUCGCGCUUGUAUUCGACUUUUUCGUUUUGUUCGGGGACAAUUAAUUGAAAUAGCUGUAUACAAGUGAAGAAAAAUCAGAAAUACUAUAUAUAAUUAAGUCAUUAGUUAUUUAGAAGCUUUAAGGUGAUAUAGGUUUCUGUCUGCGUAUCUCAAGCGAUUCUUUGAACAUUAAUAAAAACCAGUGGUCUGCUCUAACGAUUAUUUUAGAUGAAUGGAUGGAAGGAUGGAUCAACUUUAUUUAAAAACACACUAAUCUUUUCAACAAAUGCUAGUUUCCAAAAGCGGUGUAUACUACUAUACGACAGAAUAAAUCCCUCCCCCCAUUAAUUACUAUGACUGAUGUAUGUUCACUACUGAUUUCAUAAAUUAUACAAAUAUUAUGAAUUUGUUAGCUAAUAUAGUACAAUAAAUUAGUAAAGAAAUGUAAGAAAAUUACUAUUAUGCAUGAUGAUUGCUAACAGUUAUUAAUAGGUCUUAUUAAAAAACUAAUCAGAUAAUAUGCAUGUUAUAUUAGAGUAUUGGUGUGGUGUAGUUUAGUUCUGAUCUAGUUGAAUUGAUCUCGUUUCAGAACUGUCUUUCCAAACGUCAGAUAAACAUUUUCAUUUUUCAAAAUGUUUACCGUUUCUGCAGUUACUAUUGUAAUGUAUUUAUGUUAAAAAUUUUGACUUAUUAGGUGCAUAUACCGUCGAUCUAAAGAUAAACACUCUCUCCUACGUAUGUAUACUUGCACAGCGCCCCCCCCCGACAUACACACAUUUUUUCUCUUUACGAUUAAUUUAGCCACUCUUUCAAAACUGAGGAGAAACGAACCGUGAAUUCUUUUAGUAAUGUUUUCGUUUUUGAUAUUAAAAAAAACUAAUUGUGUGAUUAAUGCACCAAAUAGCGUAUCGUUGUUCUUAAAAAUAGAAGCAUUUUCUGGGGUAUCAUGUCUCCGGAUGGCCAGACAAUCAAUACCCUCCCUCCCCUCUCACCACUUGUUUGUAUUUGGCCACACCCCUAUAUAGAUUUUGGCAGGUUUGAUUAAUUUUGGGCAAGAUUUGGUAAACCGACACAUGCGCAUCAACAGGGUCCCAGCCUUCUCUGGUAAAAAUUGCUGAAAUUAAAAAUGGAAAGCCUAUAUCUAGGCUGUGCUGUGCUUAUUUUUGCAUAUAUGUUUCUAUAUUUGUGCAUUGAACCUGACCAAAAUAACUAACUUCAAUAGCUUCCUUUGGCGGAGGACGUGAUGCAUUUAUAUACUCCUUCCGCCCGACGAAAUUAAAAAAUUAUAAGUCGGGGAAAAUGACAAAAGGUCGGGCACAUUUCUUUCUGCACUUCCUAACUCCUAAUAUUUUUACGUACGCUGAUGUUCUUAAGUAUUGCAAAUGCGUUGCAUUUAUAUUUCAGUCUGGGUGUGAAGAAGACAACGAAUGUCAGAAUGGUGGAAUAAUGGUUUGGGAUCCAGUAAAGCCUUUCAAAUGCGAAUGUCCAGAGAAUUACGUGCGGGAAUUUUGUCAGCAGAAGAUAUGUGAGUAGGUCAAGUUUUUGAAGAUAUUGUAAAGUCAGAAGUGUAUGUAACAAUAACAUACACAAUAUGGACACGUGAGAUUUGUCUUGACGAUAACGCUGGUUUCUUAUCCAAGCGAAUUAAUGAGUGAUAUUUAAAGUGAAUUAAUGAGUGAUACAGAAAUUAUAUUGCAGUAUUAUAUUACUCAAUCGAAAUUUGUAUCCAAUAUAAACCUUUAUAUUGGAUACAAAUUUCGAUUGAGUAAUAUAAUACUGCAAUAUAAUUUCUGUAUCACUCAUUAAUUCACUUUAAAUAUCACUCAUUAAUUCGCUUGGAUAAGAAACCAGCGUUAUCGUCAAGACAAAUCUCACCGUCAUGACUUCCUCCGAAGUUUGCGCAUAUUUAAUGUUGAUGACAAUUACAAUCAUUUGACCUUUGCUAAACUGUAAAUGUUAAAAAUCAUAUCUCAUACCGGGAGAACAACGACAUAAAUCUACACAAAAAUAUCAUCAUCAUCUAGACAAAAAUCAUCAAAUGUUAUAGGUCUCUUGAAAAUGCACAUAGAGGAAAAUAUAUGUGUAACAACGAUGAAAAAUAUGAAAUAUCCUCGAAAUAUAAUUAUAAUAGUUUACUUUGCAAAAUAUUUUACAUUAGAUGACUUGUCUGACUCAGAAAUAUUGACCAAAGAACCACGACAAUUUUAUGCCCACCUUACAAAAUGGCUGCCAAUAGUCACAGGAAACUGGACCGUUUGUUGGCGUGCAAGUGAACAUGGUUGGGGAGGCAGGAUCUUUCACAACAGAUGUGAUGAUGAAAAACCAACACUCAUCAUUGUGAAGGUUGUCAAGGAUGGGAAGAACUUCAUUUUCGGUGGCUUUGCUACAGCUUCCUUCAAGGGUAAGAUGUGUUUCAAAUACAGUCUGCAGGGUGCAAUAAAUCACAUUCUUACAUACCGGGGGUACACCAUGGUCUGGUACUUCCGUUCAUCAACCGCGGCGAUAUCCUUGCUAUCUAUGUACUGUACUUGCAUUCACCUUCCCAAUCCCAAAAUAUUCAAAAUAAGGUUGAAAGUUACUACUUUUCUAUUUCAUAAUAUUUUGUCUUUAUGUUUGAGCCAAAUUAAAGCAUCAAAAGGCUCAUCUUGGGCUCGUGGUAUAUUUACCUGUACAUUUGCGCCCAUGCGACAAUUACUGUAACUAAUUGAAAAAAAUGUCACACACAAAUUAAAACGAUCAAUCUGUAAUUUGAGGAACAUGAUUAGUUUUUCUAAAAUAUAUUGAAAAAGCAGCAAAAAUCUUUGAUAAAAACGAAAAUUCGAAGCUCAAGCGAAAACUUUAAAUUUCUAAGCACCGAAAACAAACUCAAUACACAUAAUUAUAUAGGAUAUUAAUAUUCACCUACCUUAAGGCGAAUUUCCAGUCCUCGCACGAAGCUCCUCGCACCUCGCUGCGAGUAGCCUGCGUGCAGCCUGACUUUAAAUGGAGAGAAGUCAAUCUGCGAAUCAGGAAACAAUACCGUGUUCGCGCCAUCUUUUGAAUUGCAUGGAUUUCUGUAUUCAAACGUGAUUGGCUAUCGCUCAAAAGCCUAACACACACGCUACGAUUGACCAAUUCGUUAAUAUAUAUUUGGUUCAAACAACAUUCCAGAAUGAAGAAAAUGGCGGACAAAAACACAAAGAGCAAUGUUGUGUGUAAUUUAUGCACAAACCCAUACAAAAGAUAUGAAAGGGUUCUCAUUGAGGUUCCCAACUCAAGAUGCCAUUUUGCUAAAUAUAUUAUUUUGUUGAACUGAAUCUAUUAACGAAUGGCCAAUCGUAGCGCGUGUAUUAGGCUUCUGAGCAAUAGCCAAUCACGUUUGAAUACAGAAAUCCAUGCAAUUUAAACGAUGGCGCGAACACGGUAUUGUUCCCUGAUUCGCAGACUGACUUCUUCCCAUCUAAAGUCAGGCUGCACGCAGGCUAGCUGCGAGUGCAUGUAUGAAUAAUUUCAUCCAAUCACAAUGCUAAACAGUUAAUUUUAAUUAGAUGCAAGCACUCGCAGCGCGCUGCGAAGAGCUUCGGUGCGAGGACUGGAAAUCCGCCUUAAGUGACAAUCCUUGCCUCGGACCUUCAUUAGCAAUUUUGAAUCUGCACUCCGUUGGCCUAUAAAUACUGUAGUUUCGCUAGGAGGCGAUCCUUCACUAUAGAUGAAAUGGGCUACUGUGGCAACUUUAGGUUAGCGAAACUAGUAAUAUUUCAAUUCGUGUUUUUUGAAGAAAGGGCUUAACUUUAAAUAAAAUAUUCCGAUAUACCGAAGCUAUGAUACUAACAUUAUUGCCACAUCAUUUCAACCACUGCUGUUGCAAAGAACCAUGUUAUGAAUAUGCAAUCCGCAAAUACUGUGAGCUCAGCCCCUCAAACUGGAUAUUAACAAGAGGCUCAGCCCCCCUGAGUUUCUAACAUGAAGGGCAGAGCCCCUACAACCUUGCAUGGAUAUGUAUUUAUUUAUAACAAAAACAAUAUUUAUACAAAAUAAUUCAUUUCUUAAUUUGGUUAUUAGGUCCUGGUUUUAUACACGCUCCUGGGUCUUUCAUCUUCUCCUUGAGAAAUAACGACAACCUCACUCCAUUCAAGAUUCCACUGAUAAAUGAUUUAACGCGAAAGGCACUUUACUCUUACUCCGACAGUGGACCAUCGUUUAGAUAUGAUUUAUUCAUAUCAGAUAAAGCCAACUCUACAGCAAACUCUUUGGCAGAUCUUGGUCGUGAAUAUCAAACCCCUCCUGGUUACAAGGUUUAUGAAGAAAAUACUCAAGCUUUGUUAGCGGGAAGUGAGAAUUUCACUCCAUUAGAGGUUGAAGUUUUAUAUUUCCAUGAGUGA